AUGGACGUAGCGCCCGAAAAGCAAAGCGUGCCGUCUUACGAUGAAAAAUACCAGGGUAAAUCGUUGCACGAAUCCGAUAUUGCCGUAGAGGAACACGUCGAAGAUGAAGAAGACUCCCCUAUCGAAGAAGUUCGUGCCGUUGUGCCAAACACUGACGAUCCUACCAUGCCUGUGUGGACAUUCCGAAUGUGGUUCCUUGGUUUGGUUUUCUCUUGCGUUCUCGCUUUUGUGAAUCAAUUUUUCUUUUACCGUAAAAAUCCGCUACAAUUGACGCCUCUCGUCAUUCAGCUGAUUACUUAUCCCAUCGGCAAGGUCAUGGAGAUGGUGAUCCCGAAAUCACGCUUUUUCAAUCCCGGUCCUUUCAAUAUCAAGGAGCACGUCUUAAUCACGACCAUGGCCAACUGCUGUUAUUCCACUGCUUACGCUGUUGAUAUCAUUACCAUCAUGAAAUUAUUCUACAACCAAGAUAUCGGCUGGGGUGGCGGUAUCCUUCUUAUUUGGACCACUCAGUUGAUCGGCUAUGGUAUGGCCGGUGUUCUCCGUCCGUUCCUCGUCUAUCCUUCCGCCAUGGUCUGGCCCACUAAUCUGGCCAACAUUUCUCUUUUCCGUUCUUUCCAUAUCGCCGAUAGGGAUUGGACCGGUAUCACUCGUUUCCGUUGGUUUCUCAUGAUCUUUGCUGGCAUGUUCGUGUACUAUUGGAUUCCCGGCUAUUUCUUCCAAAUCUUGACUUUCUUCUCGUGGGCGUGCUGGAUCGCGCCAAACAAUCGAACAUUAGCCCAACUGACCGGUGGUUACGGUGGUAUGGGCAUGCUUUCUCUCUCCUUUGACUGGGCUACCAUUGCUUCUUACUUGUCAUCCCCCAUGAUUGUCCCCUGGUGGGCUAUUGUCAACAUUGCUGUCGGUUUCGGUGUCGUGGCCUGGAUUAUUGUGCCUGCCAUGUACUAUACCAAUGUCUGGGACGCUCAAACUUUCCCCAUUAUUACCUCGGAAUUGUUUACCAAGACCGGAGAACUCUGGGAUAAUUCGCUCGUGUUGACCAGUGAAAACAUUCUCAACGAAACCGCCUAUCAGGAAUACGGUCCCAUGCGAAUGACUCCCUUCUUUGCUUUCACUUACGGUAUCAUGUUUGCUGGUGUUACUUCCAUCUUGACUCACACGGCUCUCUAUCACGGAAAAGAUAUCAUUGCUCAAUUCAGAAAAGCCCGCACGGAAGAUGAGGAUAUCCACGCCAAGCUGAUGCGUGCUUACAAGGAAGUGCCUCACUGGUGGUAUAUCACUGUGUUCGUCAUCUCCUUUGCUGUCUCGUUCGCUGUCAUUUACGCGUGGCCUAUCUAUCUCCCUUGGUGGGGUCUCAUUCUUUCCAUUGUUAUCCCUAUCAUCUUCACUUUGCCUAUCGGUAUCAUUCAGGCCAUCACCAACCAGCAACCUGGUUUGAACGUCCUCACGGAAUUUAUUAUUGGUUAUGCUUUGCCUGGUCAUCCCAUUGCCAACGUUACGUUCAAAACGUACGGUUACAUUUCCAUGUACCAGAGUUUAACCUUUGUCUCUGAUCUGAAACUCGGUCACUACAUGAAGAUCCCCCCGCGUGCCAUGUUUGCCGUGCAAAUGGUCGGCACAGCCCUUGCCGGUGUCAUCAAUCUUGCUACGGCUCGCUGGUUAAUGGACUCUAUUCCCAAUAUCUGUACCCCGGCGGCCGAUCCCUUCACCUGUCCCAAUGCCAAGACCUUUUAUUCCGCUUCGGUUAUUUGGGGUGCCAUUGGUCCUGGCAAAAUGUUUGGUGUUGAUUCGCCUUACCGUCCCAUGUUGUGGUUCUUCCUGAUCGGUUUUAUCUUGCCCAUUCCUUUCUGGUUGCUGUCCAAGAAGUACCCCAACAGCUGGGUUAAGUAUGUCCACAUUCCCUUGAUCUUCAACGCCACCGGUAUGAUGCCGCCCGCCAUGCCUAUCAAUUUCUCCAUGUGGUGUCUCGGCGGUUUCAUUUCCAUGUAUUACAUCCGCAAGUAUCACCACGCUUGGUGGCUCAAGUACAACUAUGUCACCUCCGCUGCCUUUGACUCCGGCGUCGCCAUUGCCACCCUGGUUAUUUUCGGUGUCAUCACCGGCUCAGGUUACGUACCUGAUUGGUGGGGCAAUGGUGGCCGUUAUGGCGACUUUGCUACCCCGGAUAAUUGCCCGUUGGCAGCUGCUAAUGCUACGAACCACUGUGUUAUUUGUUAA
Radiomyces spectabilis is the source of this 2214-nucleotide messenger RNA. Its product is annotated as OPT family small oligopeptide transporter. NCBI's taxonomy places the organism in Eukaryota, Fungi, Mucoromycota, Mucoromycetes, Mucorales, Radiomycetaceae. The coding region runs from base 1 to 2214 and encodes 737 amino acids. The record is from RefSeq and is a predicted model, not a curated record. The transcript is spliced from 3 exons. Gene Ontology annotation, molecular function: oligopeptide transmembrane transporter activity. Gene Ontology annotation, biological process: transmembrane transport.